Chelonia mydas (Green sea turtle) is the source of this 6152-nucleotide messenger RNA. RefSeq names its product ORMDL sphingolipid biosynthesis regulator 3 (gene ORMDL3). The coding region runs from base 265 to 801 and encodes 178 amino acids. The transcript has 5 exons. Gene Ontology annotation, cellular component: endoplasmic reticulum membrane. Lineage: Eukaryota; Metazoa; Chordata; Testudines; Cheloniidae. Gene Ontology annotation, biological process: negative regulation of ceramide biosynthetic process; ceramide metabolic process; intracellular sphingolipid homeostasis. The record is from RefSeq and is a predicted model, not a curated record.
CUGGGCUGCGGGGAGAGGCCCGGGGCGCCGGGCCGAGGGGCGGCUGCGCAGCGCGGCUGGUAGCAGCAUUCGAACCUUGGCUACAGAUAGGUCUGUCCAGCUCCAUUCUUCUCCUGCUGCUUGCGUGUUUCAUCAUCAGAUGAAAGUUCAGUCAGCGUGCUCUGUAUUGACUCCUGUGACUGGUGUUUGCUUUUGAACCUGUUUCAUUAUGCCAGCGAAUGAGUGCAGCAGACCUAGCCCCUGAGAUUUUACGGAUUGCUGUGUAUGGCACCAAAUCCAACCUCUGACAAUCUUCUCCUUUCCAGUAUUCAGGACUGCCUAUCCGACACACGAGCCAGCAUGAACGUGGGGACGGCUCACAGCGAGGUGAACCCCAACACCCGCGUCAUGAACAGCCGGGGCAUCUGGCUCUCCUACGUGCUGGGGAUUGGCCUGCUGCAUGUGGUCCUCCUCAGCAUCCCCUUCUUCAGUGUCCCUGUGGUUUGGACUCUCACCAACAUCAUCCACAACAUGAGCAUGUACAUCUUCCUGCACACCGUGAAAGGAACGCCCUUUGAGACUCCAGACCAGGGGAAAGCCCGGUUGCUCACGCACUGGGAGCAGAUGGACUAUGGGGUGCAGUUCACGGCAUCGCGCAAGUUCCUGACCAUCACGCCCAUCGUGUUGUAUUUCCUCACCAGUUUCUACACGAAAUAUGACCGGAUACACUUCAUAAUCAACACCAUCUCCCUGAUGAGCGUCUUAAUCCCCAAGCUGCCCCAGCUCCAUGGAGUCCGGAUCUUUGGGAUCAACAAGUAUUGAGCCCCCUGGAUGCAGUGAGCAGAAGUGGAAGGGGAAAUCUGGUCUUCUUAGUCCUCCCUCCCCCCCAAAGCAGGAUAUAAUUUCACAGCGGCUCUUUAAAUGCAGUAUCCAAUAGACAUGUAUGCCGCGUGCAGGAUCCUCAAGCCCAAUAAAUCUAAGCAAACUCUGGAGUAGUAGAAUCCUGAGUAGAGUUUAGCUUGGAGCCAGGAGACUGGGGGGGUUGACUUCUUGUGCUCCUGUAUCAUGAGUAGAUGCAGAUAGACCGAGAUGUCAAGGUACAAAUAGGUCAGUCUCCGGGGAGACUCCCAUCCAGAGGCCAAUACACUGAAUGGAGAGAGCUGGGGUGGGGAGAAAGCUUUAAGAGCUAGUAGUUAUUACUAUGGCAAAUGCACUUUAAAAUACAUUGGCCCUUUUUUGGUUAGAUGCGCUCACGAAGGGCUACGUGGGGAAAUUAAAGGGGGGCAUGGCCAGAUUUCCCAGGUGUGAAAAACUAGUUGGCCACUUUAAUUUUGGGAGGUGGAUUUUAUUCUUAAACCUCUCUCCUCCCGCUGGGGAGGGAAUCAUUUUUUCUAAAGAGAAAACAGGAAGGAGCGACCUGGCAUUUCUAGCAGCGCUUUCCCGUUUUCCACGGUACAGUUUGUAUGAUUCGGGGGGAAGGAAUUGGAUUCCAAGUCCAAGUUGUUUCUGUUAGUUUAAACUAUAACCAAUGUCUGUCUUUGUUUAAAGCAGAAGUGGUUAUAUUUUCAAGAGUGUGUGAUGGGGCGGGGGGGGGAAUGUUCUCCCCCAUCACGUGCAGCCCCGCAGUGUUACCCUUAAUCCUACUGCCACCUAGGGCUAAGAGGUGUGAUGGUGCUGCUUGUUAGUUGUGUGAUUAAAAAUGUUAACUCUGCCCAUCAGAGUGAUCUGAGUCACCUGACGUGGAGCUCGGGGAGGGGGAAAGGCUGAUGACUGACAGGCUUGCUCUAGGUGAAGGAUGGAUUGUCGUCAGGCACGGUAAUGGGGGGCGGGUACAGGCAGAGAGGUGACUGUGAUCGGUUUAAAUGGGUCUCGGUCUUCCGCCCCCUUUGCCCAGGACUCCAGUGUCUAGAUCUAGAUCACUGGCAUUUGCCAAAUACCAGUGGUGGGCACAUCUCCGCAUGUGACAGCCCAUGCAGAGAACCGCUCUCGGACUUCCGGCUGGGCUGAUGACCUGUCAGCAGCAGACUAUGGGCCACAAGCCAGGUUAAAGGAGCCGUAGAACAGGAAUAUUGUAAUGGGGCCACGUUGCUAAGUGAAGGCAGGAGCAGACGGCAAAUGUGGCAGGCCAGCGAGAGGGCAAUGGAUCUGACCAGUCGUUGAAGCAUUUAACUGAUCAGUGGCAUGGAAAAUCCGAGACGUGCCGUCUGUCGCAUCCCCAGACAAUGGCUGCAGAGGGCUACCCACCUGUCCGGGUCUGGACAGUGAAGGUGUUGGGCGCAGCAGGAAGACGACCAACUCUUGCUUCGCUGCUGCCUUCAUUGUCCAGAUUUGUUGUACUUGUUUAAAUCCAAAGCCCUGCCGUUCUGCCCCGAACUGGUGGCUAGAUCCAGAGGUGGGGUACGGCACCUGUCAGUUAGUGGGUGGAACUUGCAGCCCAAGAGAGUGAGGGGCAAUGGGGCUGUGCAGGGGGAAGUUAAACCACAAGGGGAGCUGACUAACCAACCUUCUGUUUCUAACUGGUUUGAUUUUGUUUAUGCAUCAGGAACUUAUUUCAGGCUGCUCAGUGGAGCGAUCCCGGUUUCUGCUCCCUGCAUUGGUGUGCGGGAGGGAACCCUACCUAGUAAAGCAUGUGUGUGUUUCUACUAAGUGGCUGUUAACAGACGAGCUAGUUAUCCACAGAGUCAGGAGCUGGUUUGGAGGACAAGGUGGGAUUUUUAAUUUAAUUAUAGUCUGCAGUAGAAAUGCAAUAAUCCCAGCGUGGAAAGAGAUUGUUGAAUAAAGUUUUGAUAAUCACUGAUUGGGGUAAAUGAGAGGCUUGUAAUUAGUAGAUGGGGGGGCAUUUCCAAUGUAACAGGGAGGUUUGGAUAACCAAGAAUGAAGCAUAGUUGCAACACUGAAUCUUGCCGCCCUCCUCCCCCCCGCCAAAAAAAUUUGCCAGCUAGAGCAAAGGGUUAGCAACAGAAUUGGCCCCUAGUGGCUGGGGUAGCUGUCCACUCUCUGUAACCGUAGGAUUUUCUAGAGGGUCAGUAUGGUGGUUGAAAUAUGCCUUUGUUUAUAUUUUUCAUGAUACCCUUGCACAUUCAUGAAGGUGAUUUUUUUGUUGUUGGUGGUGUUUUGAUUGUCUGGAGUUUUCUGACAGUGUAAACAUUUUAAAGAAGACAUUUUAGUUCCUGCAUUAGGCAGAUGUAGCUCUGGAACUCAGCAGGUAGUACAGUGGAUACUAUUGAUGAAGUUUAGACCUGAUCUAAUGGUCCAAGCACAGGACUGGGAGACAGGAAUUCCCAAAUUUGAAUCUCAGCCCUUGUACUGACUCCUCACCUGCCUUUGGGUGAACUGCUUAACCUCUCUGCCCCAGGUUCAUCAUUUGUACCCCACAGAGAAAUAAUCAACCUACCUCACAGGGCUGUUGUGAGGCUUAUUUAGCCAUUGUCUCUUAAGUGCUUCAAAGACGGAAAUGCUCCUGUAAGUAUUAGUGAAAAGGAAGAUGGUGAGAAGAAUUAGCUGAUGGCGGAGAAGGAGAGAACCUGCUUUGGGUUCUUGAAAAAUGGAGACUGUCAUAUGCAGAAGGUUAAUUUAUUUAAUACAAAGCUCUUCCUUUCCCCACCACCCCCCAUCUCUGACAUGGUUGGGAGUGGAUGGUUGCUUUGGUUAAUGUACUGUAUACCCCGGGGCUAGUGCACUUUUCAAGCUACUAGCUGGUGACUUCUGGGAAAAAAAUAGUUUUAGGCAAGUGCUAUUUUCUGGUGAGAAUGUCUGAGCAGAUUCAGAAAUGAACAUUGUAGAUACAUGCCUCAGAUGGCAACGGUGAGACGGCAGGCUUCUGCUCUGCAGAGACUGUACCUUCGCCCAGAUUGCUGGGGUGAUGUGCCUAGUCUAAGGUGCACGCUGCUGGACAAAUGCAGAGGUCUGGCAGGUCACAGAAUUACAAUGUUGAUGCUGAACCUUCUCCAGUGAAAGAGAUGGAACACGCAGCGUGAUGUUAAUCUAGCUUUGGGGACAAAUAGAAACCUACCUAGAGACAAAAUAGUUACUUUAAAGGUGGGAAUCUUGACCCAGAGAAGUGGGGCAGGAAUCACUUUAUCCUUGUGUUUUUGCAAAAAACCCACCAUAAAUAAAAAGACUUUUUUUUUUCUUUAUUUGCUUAAAACCAUUGUUCCUGGAUACAUGUAGGUUCUGCCUUCUCUCCCUCCCUCUCUCUCGUGCAUGUAAACUAUGCAAAGCUGGAGUGAUUUUGUAGCAGAAAUGUAAGCAGACGCUAGGCACCAGGCCCUUGGCCGCUGUGGAGUGGUGAAGCUUGGCAGACCUACAUCAGCUGGGGUCUGGACCUGCACUAUUUGCGGGUUCAGUGACACUGGUCAUGUGUAAUCAGUUCUGUUAAAUUAAUGAUGAAAUGUAAAGCUACUGAAAAUCGUGAUCUCUUCAGGGGGGCAGUUUAAAACCCGGAGUGAGCGUUUUCCUCAACGGGUUUACAAAGAUGUGACAUUCAUGGGCAAGUCUAAUGAUUUUUCUUUUAUGAGCAUUUCAGUGAAAACCGUUUCCGUGAAGCACUUCAUCAUGUGCUUAAGACACACAGAAGUCAAUGGAAUUUAAGCACACGCUUAAGUGUUGUGCUGAAUCAGGGCCUUACUUGGCUCAAGUGAGAGGGGAAUCAGGCCCUAGGACUUAACCGAAAUCCCUUUUAAACUGUUAACUUUUAAAAAGAGCGAUGCAUAAUUAUGUGUCAGAGAUCUGUUCCCCCUCCGUGUGCAGGGGGAGCUUCCAUUAAAAUGUCACUCAGAAGGGGGAGUCUGAGUGUGCAGUGAUGGGGAACAGCCCCCUUCACGAGGCACUCGUAGGUGAUCUGGGAGACAAAGCCAUGAAAUGCUAGUCCAAACAUUACCGAACAAACCACACUGUAGAUUUCCUGAAACUUUGCAUUGAAACCACUUUUAUAAAACAGGGGCGGGUGUGAAAUGGGCCAGACAUGGCAGCUCUGAAUCAGAAGACAAAUGGUGAAGGGCCACUCAGGCCACGGAGAGUUGGAGAAAAUGGCACACGCACCAAGGAAGCUCCUCGGGGAUAAAAACCAGCUUUGGGGAGAAGAGGGAUUGCGUGCACCCCAGGGUGGGGAAGUUUGCAGGAAUUUAGAGAGUCUUGAGCAUUUAAAUAUGGCUGCAGCCAAGUGUGGUGGUCCCAGAGUGGAAUUCAACCCUUGUGUAAAGCACCUAAGUGAGUUAGACCCUUGACUUUCAAUGGGAUUUAUGUGCCUAAAUCACUUAGGCCCUUGGGAAAAUCUUCCCCCAGGCCUUGUGCUGGCUCCCUGCAUAGCGGUAGGUGUGAAUUUCAGUACAGCCAAUGCUUUUCAAUGUAGUUUUGUCUGUUGUGGAUACAGAGAAGCAAUAAAGAAACGAGGGGUUUUAAAAUCUAUAAUAAUAGACCAGUUCACAGACAUUGGCCUGACACAAGUCUUUUGUGUUGCCUGCUCUUGUUGCUGGGAAGCCUUUUUCAUCCGCCACUGAGAGAACUCUACGCUUGUCCAUAUAGCACAGAAAGGGCAUCUUCCCGCUUGGAGAAGAUACGGAACAACAGCUUGGCGUUGCUGAGUGAAGGCCCCAGUCUCGCAAUUGGAUUCCAGCAGCUGGAUCUUUAACCUGACACUAUACAGCCCUUCCACGUGGUCCAAGUGCAAGAUUGGAGCCUUCUCUCCCCUCCCCACCCCACCCCCCGAGAUCUAAGGCUGUUUAGUCAAUGAGGAUUUAUUUAAAGCAGCAGCUGCAGUUUAAAAAUAAUUUAAAUAUUAAAAGAACGGUACUGGUCCUCAAAGAGGGGACAACAGCUGGGUCACUGUUGGCAGUCGCACCCAGUCAGAAUCUCCUAUUGCAUAUUAUGAUUUUCUUUAAUAGCAGUGAGAUAGAUUGCUUGAUUUACCAUCGUGCAUAAAAUAGGUAUAUAUUUUUAAGUGUGUGCACAUAAUACACUCUUUGGAUCAAUUUCAGCGAGCUAAAUCUGUUUUGUAUGGAACCUUCUUGCAUUGUACAUAAAAGUUUCGUUGUUUUUUCCAGUUCCCUCUCAUUUUGGGGUAUACAAAAAAGUUUCAUCUAGAGGAACUUUCUAAGACAAAGUGUGAAUAUUAUUUUUAUUACUCCUUUGUACAGUAUUCUAAGAGAAACUAAUAAAGGUCAGUAUUCAUGUAA